This is a messenger RNA of Ambispora gerdemannii, 132 nucleotides long. The record is from the annotation of a GenBank genome assembly. NCBI's taxonomy places the organism in Eukaryota, Fungi, Glomeromycota, Glomeromycetes, Archaeosporales, Ambisporaceae.
UGGCGAAAAGUAGGACCAGAGCGGCAAGAACAUUCAGCGAUGAGAAAUACGACCAGAGCACCCAUCCGAACAUUCACCUGUACCAGAACAUCAUCACCACCACCACCCGAACACCCAGUUGAAAUUUUUUAG